CGCCUCUGUGUUUUUUGUGGUUUUUUUUUCCCCUAGCUAACUAACUAGCUCCAAGCUACGUCUUCAAACAUGGUCUGAUUUAACACUUGGCAGGUUUGGAGGACAGAGAUGGCAGUGUGUGCACUGACCAUGCUGGAUGGGAUGGAGGAUGAGGUGACGGCGGCGGGUGGUGUCCUGCUCCUGGUCCUGGCCCUGGUCCUGGCCUGGCUCUCCACCCACGUGGCCGACCGUGGCGACCACAUCCUGGGCACCAUCCUCACCGUGGGCGCUCACGCCUCCCUGAUCGGACUGGGAGGCCACGACAACUACGGCGGAGCGCCCGCCGGCGCCGACGCCCCCGAGCAACAGACGACUCCGCCUUCGCAGGAGAACAAGCCCGACGACGGCGGAGGAGAGAACCCGGCGGAGAGGGGGGAGAGCGAGGGGCCGGGGGAGGGAGCCGAGGGGGUUUGGACAGAUCUGCUGCUGGACAUCCAGAGCAAACAGCCCCCGACUCAAAGACCGCAGACAUCCGACGGAGAGGACGACGACCUCGACGAGGACGAGGAAGACGAGGAGGGGGUGGAAAAAGGAGAGGAGGCUUUAAAGCCCAGCACCAGCCCCCCCACCGUUGGCACCACCACGCCCAUCGCCGUACGUCUCAAGUUUUUAAACGAAACCGAGGAGGUGGCUGUUGUGGAACAGCAGGACACAGUGGCAGUGCUGAAAAGUAAGUGUUUCUCCGGCCGGGAGCAGCAGAUUAAAUUGAUCUACCAGGGCCAGCUGCUCCAGGACCCCAAGAGGACGCUGCUGUCCCUGAACAUCACCGACAACAGCGUGAUCCACUGCCAUGUGUCCCAGGCCCUGCAGGAGGCCGGCCCCGAGGAGGGGGCGCAGCCCGCCGCCGCCGCAGCGGGGUCCGCGGCGUCCGGGGGCUUCAGGGCCGCCGGCGUGGCCAUCAGCACCAGCAGCCUGGUGGUGCCCGUGUUCGUGGUGAUCCUGGCGGUGGUGUGGUACUUCCGCAUCAACUACAGGCAGUUCUUCACUGCGCCUGCGACCAUCUCCCUGGUGGGAGUCACUGUGUUCUUCAGCUUCCUCAUAUUCGGGAUGCACAGCCGCUGAAACGGCGCCGAGCGUCCUGAACCGGCUGUGAGGGAACCGGGCGGAGCGUCCGAAGAGACGGACUGACCGGCGCAGACGCCGCCACAGAUCGAGCCGUGCUCAUGUCGGUGAAGAAGAAGAGAUUGAAAUGAGUUUUCUUUGAACCCGACUCCGUGUUUGACACCAUGCUGUAACCCGCCGGCUUGAUCUCAUCUGCUCAUUGUGCCCCACCGCGCUCUCCUCUGCUUUGAUUCUUUUCAAAAAGCACAAUUCUUCUUCAGCUAAUCCUGAAAUCUAAUAAUGAAAAUCCAUGUGGAGCCACUCGCUCUUGUGCCGCGUGCGUCACUUUCGACUCCGUUUCUUUGUAACUGUACACCUGCAAGACGGUCGCUACGUAGGGAUAGAGUAAUUUAAGCAAUCAGCUCUGGAAAUGUACUUUUUUUUGGUUUUCUAAAUAAACAUUGUAAAUAUGUUGUCUAUUUUAUGUACAGAAAUGAUAGAAAGAAUCAGAUGAACUGUGCUGGACUGCUCUGGGUUCAAAUUAAAGCAUUUUAAA
This is a messenger RNA of Salarias fasciatus (jewelled blenny), 1636 nucleotides long. It is a transcript of the gene tmub2, whose product is annotated as transmembrane and ubiquitin-like domain containing 2. The coding region runs from base 109 to 1101 and encodes 330 amino acids. The transcript is spliced from 3 exons. Gene Ontology annotation, biological process: ERAD pathway. The record is from RefSeq and is a predicted model, not a curated record. NCBI's taxonomy places the organism in Eukaryota, Metazoa, Chordata, Actinopteri, Blenniiformes, Blenniidae. Gene Ontology annotation, molecular function: protein binding.